GCUGGAAGAUUGGCAGAGGCCUCGUAGGAUUCGUGGAUGGCGUUUUGGCUGUGUUGACUUGGGUUGGGCCUCACCGGCAGCUGGAAGUGUGAAGGAGCUUUGGCGGGCAGAGACAAUGUUUGACGAUCGGGUUUCUUUCCCUGAUGUGGCCAGCAAGCAAGCAGAUGGAGCUGCGCCCAGCGCGCGUGGACUGGAAAUGCCUUGGGCGCCUCAUCACACCAUGCGAAGAAUGCUACCGGGUGCCUUCGAGAGAGUGACAGGCUAUGCCGGUGGCGAAUUUGGUGACAGCAUCAGGACCGCCCAAUUGGCCCCAUCGCCAACAUCAGGAGGGGAGCGCCCACGCACUGAUGGCGAGUCUGGCAACAGCUUUCAAGCGGCGUCAGGAGGCUAUGCCGGUGGCGAAUUUGGUGACAGCAUCAGGACCGCCCAAUUGGCCCCAUCGCCAACAUCAGGAGGGGAGCGCCCACGCACUGAUGGCGAGUCUGGCAACAGCUUUCAAGCGGCGUCAGGAGGCUAUGCCGGUGGCGAAUUUGGUGACAGCAUCAGGACCGCCCAAUUGGCCCCAUCGCCAACAUCAGGAGAGCCUGCCUUCAUCCAGAUGCCGAACUGGGGCCAACACUACUCUCAGCCGGACCCUGGACACCCGCAAGGAUCCAGGACCCCGGGCGAGCUGAAGAUUCUGCUAGCGCAGCAAAGGAAUACUGCUCGUCAACAUGCCCAAACACUGCCUUCAAAGCCUUCGCGCGCUGGCCAGAACCAUGUUUUCAAGGACCGCAAGUUGGCAGACAUCUACCGGGAUGUGGUGCAAGUCCUCCUGCCGAAUCUUGCAGAAGUCCAACGGCUGGAAGAAAGGCAGCCACAUGUACCUGAUGCUGAUCAAAGAGUGCGUCGCGCCGCUUUUUGUCGCACUGAGAACUUUACAUCAGACGGAAGCGCCGAUGAUCAGGGGCCAUUGCAAGUGUGGAUAUUGAGUGAACAUUUCGACCCGUACAUGCACAAGCUGGACUGCACAUUUCAAAAGCAUGUCGUGACCCCAACUUUCCAACAUUCGACCCAAUUCCUGCUCGCGGUAGACACAACGAAGGUGAAAGAAUUCAAGAGCCGCGCAGAAGCCAUGAUCAAAACCAAACUCCCCAAGAAGGACGUGGAACUUGCGGAUGCUGGCUUCGCCUAUAUCCGAACUCCGAUAUUUGCGCACGCCAAUUCACCACAUGAUCGAUCAACAUGAAUUUAAUUGCACCUAUUUUUAAUCAAUUUCAAUUUGAA
This is a messenger RNA of Effrenium voratum, 1266 nucleotides long. The record is from the annotation of a GenBank genome assembly. Lineage: Eukaryota; Dinophyceae; Suessiales; Symbiodiniaceae.